AUGAUAACCCGCUUCAUCACCGACGUAACAACGCGCUUCAACCCCUUCUCCCCGCGGGCCAAGUCCGCGCGGCUCUUCCUCACCUUCCUCCCGCCGACGGCCCGCUUGUCGGGCAUGAACAUCACGACGCAGCUCCUGCCGCGGUCGUCCACCGAGCCGAGCAGUCUGCACAUCAAGUUCAAGGACGGCAAGGAAAUGAAGCUCGAUUGCGAAGCCAUGGGCAUCAAGAGCAUCGUCGAAGAAGUUGACCGGCAUUCGCGGCUGCUGCAGAAGGAAGCUGACCUGGCGGACGGCUAA
This is a messenger RNA of Parathielavia appendiculata, 297 nucleotides long. RefSeq lists its product as uncharacterized. Lineage: Eukaryota; Fungi; Ascomycota; Sordariomycetes; Sordariales; Chaetomiaceae. Gene Ontology annotation, cellular component: mitochondrial large ribosomal subunit. The transcript has 2 exons. The record is from RefSeq and is a predicted model, not a curated record. The coding region runs from base 1 to 297 and encodes 98 amino acids. Gene Ontology annotation, molecular function: structural constituent of ribosome.